AUGUUUUCCAAUCAAACAAGUAUAACAAAAUUUGAUAUACUUCCAAAUGAAAUAUUACUUGAAAUAUUUGAAUAUUUACCAACUGUAAAUAUUUUUGAAAUAUUUUUUUAUCUUAAUCCACGAUAUAAUCGAUUACUUCUUUCUAUUCGUCUUCGUAUUGAUUUAUUAAAUAUAUCUAAACAAGUUUUUGAUUUUUAUAAUUAUUCUUUAUUUCCUAUUGCAUCUCAAUGUAUUAUUUCAUUACGUUGUGAAGAUGUAUUUGAUCGUUUAAUUCAUCAUAUACAUUUAUCAAAUUUUAUUUCACUUGAAUAUUUAACAAUAACAAAUAUAAAAAAAUCUACAUUACAAUAUAUAAUACCAUAUUUAAAUAAAUUUACAAAUCUUAUCUAUUUAAAUUUACAAAUAUCAACUGGAUUAAUUAAUAAUGAACUUUAUUUUGAAGAAUCAAUGCCAUCAAUUGAAAAAUGUAUUCUUAAUUUUAAUAAACGAAUUAUAAUUGAAGGUAAUCAAUGUUAUUCAAAUUUAAAAUAUUUAACAAUAAAUCAAUAUCAUAUUAAUGAUUUAUUAUCUUUUCUUCAUAUUUAUACACCUCAACUUCGUCAUUUAACAAUUACAUUGAAUGAUGAAUAUAAUUCAAAACAAUUAUUACCAAAAAUAGAAAAUAAACAUUCUCUUGAAUCACUUAUUAUCAAAGAAUGUCAUAUACCAUUUAGUAGAAUAGAACAAUUAAUCUUAAUUUCAUUACCAUAUUUAAAACGAUUACAUAUCAAUGCAAUAGGUAUCGAUUAUGCUGAUGGUCGACAAUGGCAAAGAGUUUUAUCAACAUAUUUUCCUUGUUUAAUAAAAUUUAAACUCUAUAUAACAUUCCCUGAAGAAGAUGCAUCAACACCCAUUCUUCGUACUCAAUUACUUAAAACAUUUGAAACAAUAUAUUUUUUAUCACAUAAUUGGUAUUUUGCAUUUUUACAUCAUCCAUCAUCAUCAAAUAUUGAUUUAUUUUCAUUACCAUUAUUUAAUAAUAAAAUUCAUGCUAAUCUUUAUGAUACAUAUAUUGAAAAAACUAUUAAUGAUAUUAAUAUAUUUGAAAAUAUAAAUGAACUUUCAUUAUUUUUAACAAAUUCUAAUGAAUAUUUAAAAUUAUCAAAAUCAUGUUUUUCUAAUGUUAAAAAUUUAAAACUUAUUUCAAGAUUUCAUUUUAAUGAAAGACAACCACGAACGUUAUUUGUUGAUAUAUCUAAUUUGAUUAUAUUUUCAAAAUUAGAAUCAAUUGAAUUUAUUGGAAAUUAUUUUCCAUCAACAAGUUUUAUUUUACUUGAUUAUACAACAAAACUUCAAUCACUUUCAAUUUCAUUUUUAAAUUUAAUUCAAAUGACAAAAACAUUAACUGAUCAACAUAUUUGUCAACAAUUAACAAAAUUAAUUAAACAUUUAAAAAUAACAUCAAUUAAUGAUGUAAGUAAUUUCGCUAUGUUUGAACGUUUACCAUUAGUUUUUUGUCAUCUUGAAUCAUUAUCAUUAUCUCUUAUAAAUCCAAAAGAUUUAUAUACAUUAAUAGUACUUAUUCUUCAAAAAAUGGCACCAAUAUUAAAAACACUGAAUUUAUCUAUUGAAGGACAUAUUCAUGAAGUUAUUAUUUUAAAGGAAUUUAUGUCAUGGCUUAUUAGUUAUUUAUAUUCACAUGAUCUUGAAAAAGUUGAUGUUAAACAAACUGAUGAUCAAAUUUACUUUUGUUUUUAA
Messenger RNA from Rotaria sordida, 1737 nucleotides. The record is from the annotation of a GenBank genome assembly. NCBI's taxonomy places the organism in Eukaryota, Metazoa, Rotifera, Eurotatoria, Philodinida, Philodinidae.